GUUUGGAGCUUUUAGCUGCCAGCCCUGGCCCAUCAUGUAGCUGCAGCACAGCCUUCCCUAACGUUGCAACUGGGGGAAAAAUCACUUUCCAGUCUGUUUUGCAAGGUGUGCAUUUCUAUCUUGAUUCUCUGAAAGUCUAUCUGCUGCAUCGGUCAAGAGAAACUCCACUUGCAUGAAGAUUGCACGCCUGCAGCUUGCAUCUUUGUUGCAAAACUAGCUACAGAAGAGAAGCAAGGCAAAGUCUUUUGUGCUCCCCUCCCCCAUCAAAGGAAAGGGGAAAAUGUCUCAGUCGAAAGAAUUGUGUCAAUAGAAGUCAGAAUGAAUGAAGUAGAAAAUGAUAGAAGUGAAAGGCAAGAAGCGAAACCCUGGCCUCAAAAUUCCCAAAGAAGCAUUUGAACAGCCCCAGACCAGUUCCACGCCUCCUCGAGAUUUAGACUCCAAAGCUUGCAUUUCUAUCGGAAACCAGAACUUUGAGGUGAAGGCAGAUGACCUGGAGCCUAUCAUGGAGCUGGGCCGAGGUGCGUACGGAGUGGUGGAGAAGAUGAGACAUGUGCCCAGCGGGCAGAUCAUGGCAGUGAAGCGGAUCCGGGCCACCGUGAACAGCCAGGAGCAGAAAAGGCUACUGAUGGACCUGGAUGUCUCCAUGAGGACGGUGGACUGUCCCUUUACGGUCACCUUUUACGGCGCGCUCUUCCGGGAGGGUGAUGUUUGGAUCUGCAUGGAGCUCAUGGAUACGUCACUAGAUAAAUUCUACAAACAAGUGAUUGAUAAAGGCCAAACCAUUCCAGAGGACAUCUUAGGGAAAAUAGCAGUUUCUAUUGUUAAAGCUUUAGAGCAUUUACACAGUAAGCUCUCUGUCAUCCAUCGAGACGUCAAGCCUUCCAACGUGCUCAUCAAUGCUCUGGGCCAAGUGAAGAUGUGCGACUUUGGCAUCAGUGGCUACCUUGUGGACUCGGUGGCUAAAACUAUCGAUGCUGGAUGCAAACCGUACAUGGCUCCGGAAAGGAUAAACCCGGAGCUCAACCAGAAGGGCUACAGUGUGAAGUCUGACAUUUGGAGCCUGGGCAUCACCAUGAUUGAGUUGGCCAUCCUUCGGUUUCCCUACGAUUCAUGGGGAACUCCUUUCCAGCAGCUCAAACAGGUGGUGGAGGAGCCGUCACCACAGCUGCCCGCAGACAAGUUCUCCGAAGAGUUUGUCGACUUUACCUCGCAGUGCUUGAAGAAGAAUUCCAAAGAACGGCCAACAUAUCCAGAGCUUAUGCAACAUCCGUUUUUCACUCUACAUGAAUCCAAAGCAACAGACGUGGCAUCUUUUGUAAAAUUGAUUAUUGGAGACUAAAACGAUGGACUCAAUCGGUUGACCCUCCUGUGGAUUGGUGGGUUUACGGGGUGAAGCAAGGUCACUAAAGCGCCAACAGAAACUCAUCCUUGAGAUAAUUUAACCCUGCCUCUCAGAAGGCUUUUUUUCUCCCAAUUUUCUUUUUCUCCCCCCUCCAAAGGGGCCUUGGAAUCUAUAGUAUAGAUUGAACUGUCUAGAUGGAUGAAAUAUGAUAAAAGCUUAGGACUUAAAAAGGUGAUUAAAUAUUUAAUGAUGUGUCAUAUGAGUCCUUAAGCUUCGCAGACUUUUCUUGUUCUUUAUAAAAUGAGUGCUUUGGCCCUGGUCAAAAAGGUGCUACAGUAGUGAUGAAAUUGUAAGUAGACCUGUAGUCUGUCCCACUUAUUAUUUUAAUAUUUAUGUUUAAGCGCUUGGUUGGAAAGAUUCCAUUUUAUGCCAGGAGGAAGACACAGAAGACAAGGCUGGGUCGUCAAUAUUUAUAGGGCUUUUAUGUUUUAAGUUCAACUGUGUCUGUGGUCCAGAAGAAAUUAUUUAAUAUGCAUCUUUAAGAGUAUUAUAAAAGUAUCAACAAGCA
Myotis daubentonii (Daubenton's bat) is the source of this 1910-nucleotide messenger RNA. It is a transcript of the gene MAP2K6, whose product is annotated as mitogen-activated protein kinase kinase 6. Lineage: Eukaryota; Metazoa; Chordata; Mammalia; Chiroptera; Vespertilionidae. Gene Ontology annotation, molecular function: MAP kinase kinase activity; ATP binding. The record is from RefSeq and is a predicted model, not a curated record. Gene Ontology annotation, biological process: MAPK cascade; protein phosphorylation.